This is a messenger RNA of Parascedosporium putredinis, 582 nucleotides long. Lineage: Eukaryota; Fungi; Ascomycota; Sordariomycetes; Microascales; Microascaceae. The record is from the annotation of a GenBank genome assembly.
AUGCCUAGAGACGAUCUGAGCAUCGACUUUGUCGAUAGGAUGCCUCAGCAAGAAUCCGUUGAUCCCGCCCAGAUCCUGGACGAUUUCUUUUAUCGCUUCCAGAACAUACCUGAAGAGAUUCGCUUCAUUCAAGCCGAAAUCACCGACAAAGAUCGCCAGGUGAAUGACUGCCUGCGCCUCAUCGAAGACCGCGAUGCCAAGAUCCAGCGAUGGAUUAAGACCAAUGGCAGCCAGAUGCCCAACCCCCGAGAGGAUACGCUGAGGAACCAGAUCAGAGAUAACUACGCCAAAGCCGAGAAGUUUUCGGACGAGAAGCUCGCUCUAUCCAAGAGGCUACAGGAACUUUACGACCGUCAGAUACUCUACCUAGAUCGCCAAAUCAAGGGCCUCUACGAUCGCGUCGAGCCCGGCUUCAAUGACCCCGACGAGGUUCCUCCCUGCUUCGAAACAGCGCCGCGAACCUUCCUGCGCCGUCCUUUCGAUCGAAUCUCUCCAAUGGACCCUCUAUCCCAUCGACCCCUGUUCAGCCUGCCCCAACCGCAGCGGCCCCAGUAUCGAAUAAAGCCGCGGUCGCGCACAUAA